AUGGCAGCGUUCGCCCUUUCUGAGUUGCUUCCCAACAAAUGGAGGCACAUUGGAGUCGUUAUUGCUGAUAUCACGACCAUCAUAGCUGUCAUCAUUGGUCCCGUCACUGGUCGCUACGGCAUUGAAAGCCACACCUGGCAAUGGAACUUCUGGGCGGCUGCCAUCGCCCAGUUCCUAUCCUUCUUGGGUUUAUACUUCCUCUACUACCCACCGGCUCAUCCAUAUGGUAUUCCGUUCAGACAGAUGAUCAAGGAAAUCGACUAUGUCGGUGGCUUCCUCUUCAUUGCCGGUGCCGUUCCUGUGCUUAUGGGAAUCGUCUGGACCACCAUCUAUCCUUCCAACAGCGCCUAUGUCGUUGCCCCGCUGGUCGUAGGAUUCGCGUUUCUUGUCGCCUUCGCUUGCUGGGAGAGGUUCGCAAAUAUCAGCCAUCCUCUUACACCUACCUAUGUCUUCACGUCAUCCUAUGGACGAGACCUGACUGCGCCUUGCAUUGCACUGGGCGUGGUGAACAUGUUUUACUAUUCGAGCAGUAUCCUGUGGCCCACGAUGAUCAAUGCACUCUACACCAAUGGUGGGACCGAUUGGAAGUAUGGCAUUGUACUUUCGCUCCCGCAAGGUCUUGCUAUUUUGACUGGCGCCGGAAGCCUGUCAAUGUUUGGCAGUUACAUCAAACACUGGCAGUGGCAACUGACUGGCUCGGUUUUUGUCAUGGUUCUAUUUGGAUCACUCCUUGCCCUGGUCAGCACCCACAAUAAAGGAUUGAUGCUGGGGUUCGUUUUCCUUUCCCAAGCCGGCUACGGAUGGGCCAUCUAUCUUGCCAUCGCCGUCAGUCAGAUGGGUGUAGAGCACAAAGAUCUAGGGAUAAGUGGUGGCAUCUCCGGCGUGGCUCGUUUUGCGGCUGGCUCAAUUGGUGCAGCGGUAUACACGACGAUCUUGACGAACACUACCAAAACUUGGAUAGGAAAGCUUGUCCCUACAGCUGCGCUUGGGGCUGGUCUGCGGGAUUCUCAGCUUAGCGAAUUGACGCAAUCAAUUGGUACUCCAGCAUUAGCCAAAAAUUUCAGCCCCAGAGUCGUGGCCGCUGUGUCGGGAGCAUUAGCUGAAGCCAAUGUACACGGCAUCAGAACGGUUGCCUUUGCCUCGAUGGCCUUUGGCAUUGUGGGACUUAUUGCCUCCGCCCUGUGCAAAGAUGUCGAUUCCAAAAUGAAUAACAAGGCCAUGUUGUUCAAGGGUGAGAAUCUCGGUACUCCGGUACCCACCGACGUAUCGAUCUGGCAAUGGCUUUUCGACAACAGCGCACCGAACUGCAAGUUCAAUCGACACCAGACCGGUGGUUUUCGUGAUGCGAAUACAGGAGAGUUCAUCUCUUUUGUCGACCUCAGGGCCCUGGCGAUCACCCUGUCCACCUCGUUGGCGGCAAAGUAUGGCAUUCGCCCCGGUAGCCACGUCACGAUUUUCUGCAGCAACAGCAUCUGGUACCCCGUGUUGACGUUUGCCAUUGUUCGCCUGGGCGCCAUCGUCACGGGCUCGUCCCCGGAAUAUGGCGUUGAGGAAAUGGCCUACAUCCUCAAAGCCAGUGAAAGUGAAAUGGUAUUCGCCGACAACGGGUCGUGGGUUACUGUCUGCAAAGCUGCCCGCGAAGUCGGCCUCGGUAGCGAUCGAAUCAUCCUGAUGGGUAAUCAAAGUGAAGUCCGAGGCCAGAGUGGUAAGACUUCGAUCCACGACCUGAUCGUAGAGGCCAAGAGGAAAGGAGAGUACGGCCAGAUUGAGGCAUGGGUUGUUCCGAAGGGGCGAUCGAAUAAAAAAGUUCCUAGCUUUUUGUCCUUCACCAGUGGGACGACCAGUGCACCCAAGGGCGUCAUGAUAUCUCAUCACAAUGUCAUUGCCCAGAUGAUGCAGAUGCGAGCUGGUACGCCUGAGGACUGUCCGAAAGUCCUACUCGGUGUUCUACCACUCUAUCACAUUACCGGCAUUGUUCAAAUCCUUCAAUUGCCAUUGAUCAUCAACCAACAGGUCGUAAUGAUGCCCAAAUUCAACUUGAAGGACAUGAUCAAUGUCAUAUACAAGUAUAAAUGCGAUGAAUUGUGGCUGGUUCCGCCUCUAUUGAUCCGACUAGUGAACGACCCUGUAGCGGCCAACUACAAUCUGGAACAUGUACAACAGUUCAACACGGGUGCGGCACCACUUGCCAAAGAAAUCAUUGACAAGCUGGCCGUGCGAUUUGGCCACAUCCGGAUUAGGCAAGCUUGGGGCAUGACGGAGAGUACCUCGGCCAUAACGCUGACCCCACCCGGCCAGCAGACGUACGACAAUGCUCAUACGGUCGGGAAAGUCGUGGCAGAUACUGUGAUCAAGAUUAUCGAUCCCGAGUACGAAGGAAAAGGGGAAAAGGUAUUCGGCGUCGGUCAAAGCGGCGAGGUUCUGGCGAAAGGACCUCAGAUCACCAUGGGUUACUAUAAUCGCGCCGAGGCCACCGCCGAGACGUACGACUCUGAAGGGUUUCUACACACGGGAGACAUAGGGUUUGUGCGUGAAGAUGGCUUCUUGACCAUCCACGACCGACUCAAGGAGAUGAUCAAGGUGAAAGGCGUCGGGGUUGCCCCUGCUGAACUUGAAGAUCUCCUCUUGGGCCAUCCCUUGGUUUCUGAUGUAGCCGUCAUCGGCAUCCCCGACGACUAUGCCGGUGAGGUUCCCAAGGCAUUCGUCACACUAGCAGACCCGUCCAAAGCCGGCCCGGAUACGUUACGUACUCUCACCGACUUUGUGAAGCAAAAGAAGUCUCGGCCGAAAUGGUUGGCAGGCGGCAUCGAGUUUGUGGACUCGGUGCCGAAGAGUGCCAGUGGAAAAGUGUUGAGGCGUGUGUUGAGAGACUUGGAGAAGCAAAGGGCAGCAGCGAACAAAACAAAGGCGAAGCUAUAAAUAGAAAGAGUAAUGAACUCGUUCGCAGGGGUGUUUUGGUACCAAUGUUAGCAAACCAUUAGACAAGGAAGAUAUACUACUGGAGAAGAUUAUUGGCUAGAUCGAGUAUUCCAG
Molecule: messenger RNA, 3033 nt
Organism: Exophiala oligosperma
Lineage: Eukaryota; Fungi; Ascomycota; Eurotiomycetes; Chaetothyriales; Herpotrichiellaceae
Exons: 10
Coding region: 1-2919 (972 amino acids)
Biological process (GO): transmembrane transport; secondary metabolic process
Molecular function (GO): CoA-ligase activity; transmembrane transporter activity
Source: RefSeq, a predicted model, not a curated record